ACCAGCGCCGAGCCUGGAGAUGCAGCCCUGGAGGUCACUGCUUGUUACUGUGGCCGCGAGCUGGAUCAGUAUGGCCAAUGUGUGGCAGCCAAGCCAGAGUCAUGGCAGAGGGACUGUCAUCACCUUAAGAUGAGCAUUGCUCAGUGCACGUCUUCCCACCCAAUCAUCCGGCAGAUCCGCCAGGCCUGCGCUAAGCCUUUCGAGGCCUUUGAAGAGUGUCUUUGGCAGAAUGAAGCAGCGGUUGGUAAUUGUGCUGAAUAUAUACAGCACUUCCUGCAGUGUGCGGAACAGGUGCAGCCACCACCUUCCCCACAACUGUAGAGGCUCAGCCACUCCCUGCCUCAUGAAGGGCACUUACUUCAGAGAAACUGCACAGUGGACUGCUCGAUGAUGCCCCCACCCUCUGCAGGGUGGCCAUGUGGAAUCCCUGGGGGUGUGCCUAGCUUCCCUGGACAGCAGGAGUCCCAAUAAAUAAGGACCACUGGGCUUUGACUCCUGCCUUUAGCACCUGAGGGACACGAGGA
Molecule: messenger RNA, 524 nt
Organism: Perognathus longimembris pacificus (Pacific pocket mouse)
Lineage: Eukaryota; Metazoa; Chordata; Mammalia; Rodentia; Heteromyidae
Product: coiled-coil-helix-coiled-coil-helix domain-containing protein 5-like
Exons: 1
Coding region: 130-321 (63 amino acids)
Source: RefSeq, a predicted model, not a curated record